Molecule: messenger RNA, 843 nt
Organism: Botrytis byssoidea
Lineage: Eukaryota; Fungi; Ascomycota; Leotiomycetes; Helotiales; Sclerotiniaceae
Exons: 1
Coding region: 1-843 (280 amino acids)
Source: RefSeq, a predicted model, not a curated record
AUGUCUGCGUCCACAUUUAAGAACAAUGUCAGUAUCACGCACAUUGGGACUGCCACCGCUAUUCUCAACAUUGAUGGCAUUACCUUCCUCACCGAUCCAUUCUUCUCUCCUGCAGGUUCUGAAUGGGGUAUUGUACCUGGAGCACCCACACUCAAAGUUCAUAAGGACCCUGCUCUGAAGAUGGAUCAACUUCCUCCAAUUGACGCAGUCCUACUCAGUCACGAAAAUCACCCUGACAACCUCGACGAGCUUGGCCGUCAACUUUUAGAUGGCCGUCACGUUUUUACGACAAAAGAUGGUGCAAAGAAUCUCACUCCUCGUCCUGGCGUUCUUGGAUUUGACGAUUGGGAGGAGAAAGAUGUAGUCAUUGCUGGAACCACUUUUCACAUUACAGCUACUCCUUGCAAGCACUGGCCUGGCCAUGAGUGCGUCGGAUUUGUUUUACACACUGAUAACUUUGGCGUUGCACUUGACGGUCGACCUAAUGCAAUUUAUUUCUCAGGGGAUACCGUUUAUAUCGAAGAACUGGCCAAGAUAGCCGAUAAAUAUCACAUCGCUGUCGCUAUUUUGAAUUGUGGUCAAGCAACUUUCGAAAAUUUUGAUGCCAAGGGUCAGCCAAGUCAGUCAGGUGAAUCUCUUCAAAUUACCAUGGGUGGUCACCAAGCUGCUCACCUCUUCCGAGAUAUCAAAGCAGAUGUUUUGGUCCCUAUGCAUUACGAGGCAUGGGAUCAUUUCAAGCAACAAGCGGAUGGACUUUCAGCCGAGUUCAGUGAGGAGGGAAUUUUGUCGCGAGUUCUCUGGCUUCAACCCGGAAAAGCAGUGCCGAUUGAUUCUUGUAUAUAA